AUAAAAAGCAUCGGUGUACCAAAGGCUCCAUUAUUGGAUAAGCAAAGGAUCCGUCCAGUCACUGCCAUCGAGUCAAGCACGUUGUCUUCGUCUUCUUCCUCAUCUUUUUAUUCCAACACACAAAGCCAAAACCCACUUUCGUUUCGAAAAGUUCGUCGCAUAAAUGAUAAACCCUUCUUCGGUAUCACUACUUUGAUGAAAGCGACCUUUGUUUGUCACAUUUACCUUACAAUGUUAUUUAAUCGACUAAAUGUCAAACAAGGAUAAUUUUGGUCUCCUUUAAUUGCAUUUUCUAUCCAAAACAUUCCGUUUUUUGUUUGUUGAUUGAAUAUAUUAAGAGGGUUGUUUGUGACUUGUGAGCGAUUGAGUUCGCCCUCGACAAUGGCGGAUUUUCGAGUGUGUGUGGUGUUAAGUCUACUGUGUGCGAUUGCUGUGAGCGUGGAAUCGAAGUAUAUGGUUUACGAUACUGCACAGGGGGUCGUGAAGGGGAAGCUUAAUGUUCAUAUGGUACCCCAUACCCACGACGAUGUUGGUUGGUUGAAAACCGUUGACCAAUACUAUGUUGGAUCCAAUAACUCCAUUCAGGGGGCAUGCGUCCAAAACGUUCUUGAUUCCAUGGUUCAAUCUCUGUUGGUUGACAAGAAUCGGAAAUUCAUCUAUGUUGAACAGGCAUUUUUCCAGCGGUGGUGGAGGGACCAAAGUGAGGCAAUCCAAGAGACAGUGAAACGCCUUGUUAGUUCAGGACAACUUGAGUUGAUAAAUGGGGGGUGGUGCAUGCAUGAUGAAGCAGCACCUCAUUAUAUUGACAUGAUAGAUCAGACUACACUUGGGCAUAAAUUUAUCAAACAACAAUUCAAUGUAACACCAAGAAUUGGGUGGCAAAUUGACCCUUUUGGACAUUCUGCAGUUCAAGCUUACCUUUUGGGGGCAGAGGUUGGAUUUGAUUCUGUUUUCUUUGGCCGAAUUGAUUACCAAGAUAGAGCUAAACGAAAAGGUGAUAAACAACUUGAAGUUAUAUGGAGGGCCUCUAAAAGUCUUGGUUCAUCUUCACAGAUUUUUGCAGGUGCUUUUCCCGAAAAUUAUGAACCUCCAAGUGGUUUCUACUUUGAAGUCAAUGAUGAUUCCCCAAUUGUCCAGGAUGACAUCAACUUGUUUGACUACAACGUCCAAGAGCGUGUUAAUGACUUUGUGGCUGCAGCCUUGUUUCAGGCAAAUAUUACACGUACAAAUCACGUAAUGUGGACAAUGGGGACCGAUUUCAAGUAUCAAUACGCAGAGUCAUGGUUUCGAAAUAUGGACAAAUUAAUUCAUUAUGUGAAUCAAGAUGGUCGUGUCAAUGCUCUGUAUUCCACUCCAUCAAUAUACACCGAUGCUAAAUAUGCUGAAACAGACUCAUGGCCUCUUAAAGAAAAUGAUUAUUUUCCAUAUGCAAGCGAUAUAAAUACCUACUGGACAGGAUAUUUUACUAGUAGGCCAGGUGUGAAGGGGUAUGUCAGAAUGUUAAGUGGCUAUUACUUGGCAGCAAGGCAAUUGGAAGUGAUGAAGGGAAGGAACAAAGCGGGGCCCACUACGGAUUCUUUGGGUGAUGCUUUAGGGAUUGCACAACAUCAUGAUGGAGUUAGUGGAACUGAACAACAACAUGUGGCUAAUGAUUAUUCAAAACGUUUGGCAAUAGGUCAAAAAGAGACUGAAGUGGUAGUUGCAGAGUCUAUAGCUUGUAUGGUGUCAUCGACACCUGGAUGUGGAAGUUUAGCAACCAACUUUCAACAGUGUCCACUUCUGAACAUAAGCUAUUGCCCUCCAACUGAAACGGAUCUAUCAUCUGGUAAAAAAUUGGUGGUGGUUGUCUACAAUUCCCUGGGGUGGAAGAGAUCUGAUGUUAUAAGACUUCCAGUUGUGAGCGAGAAUAUUGCUGUCUAUGACUCCAAUGGAAAAGAAAUCGAGUAUCAACUUCUCCCCAUAGUAAAUGACGCUAUUGCCCUUAGAAACUACUACACCACUGCAUAUACAGGCAAAUCACCAAGCUCAACUCCCAAGUAUUCACUUGCAUUUACAGCAUCUGUUCCACCUCUGGGAUUUACCACAUACGUCAUUUCAACCACAAAAAAGCCAGCUUCGAAUUCUGUAAAUGAAGCAUUUUACAAGCAUACUGAAACAGGAAAAGAUUGGAUAGAAGUAGGGACAGGAAAUUUGAAGUUAAUCUAUUCUGGAAGUGAAGGAAAGCUUUCUCAAUAUGUUAACAGUCGAAGCUCUAUCACUGCCUCUAUGAAGCAAUCAUAUAGCUUUUAUGCUGGAUUUGAUGGAACUACUGGAGAACAGGCAUCUGGAGCGUAUAUUUUCCGUCCAAAUGGUACAUAUACUAUUGGUACACAGGAGCAGACUCCCAUAAAGGUUUUGAAUGGGCCAAUAUAUGAUGAAGUACAUCAGAAAAUAAAUCCAUGGAUUUACCAGAUCACUAGAGUGUUCAAGAAUAAGGAGCAUGCUGAAGUUGAAUUUACAGUGGGUCCCAUACCUGUUGAUGAUGGAGUUGGGAAAGAGAUUGUAACUCAGAUCACAACCACCAUGAAGAGCAAUAAAACAUUUUACACAGACUCUAAUGGGAGAGAUUUUCUUCAAAGGAUUCGAGACUAUAGAGAGGAUUGGGAUCUUGAAGUGAAUCAACCUAUUGCUGGAAAUUAUUAUCCUGUCAAUCUUGGAAUUUACCUAAAAGACGAAACAAGUGAGCUCUCACUUUUAGUGGAUAGAUCCGUAGGUGGAUCCAGCAUUGUUGAUGGGCAAUUGGAGUUGAUGCUUCAUAGGAGAUUGCUUUAUGAUGAUGGAAAAGGUGUUGCAGAGGCACUAAAUGAAACAGUUUGCGUUGGUAACGAUUGUAGAGGAUUAACUGUUCAAGGUAAAUACUAUCUUAGGAUCGAUCCGGUUGGAGUGGGUGCCAAGUGGCGCCGAUCCUAUGGUCAAGAAAUAUAUUCUCCACUUCUUUUGGCCUUCACUGAGCAGGACGAAAAAACAGGGACAAAUUUCCAAGUGUCCACAUUUUCAGGAAUGGAUUCCUCCUACAGUCUUCCUGAUAACGUAGCAUUGUUAACACUCCAGGAGCUGGAAGAUGGAAAAAUUCUUCUCCGAUUAGCACACUUAUAUGAGAUUGGAGAGGACAAAGAUCUUUCGGUUAUGACAAGUGUCGAGUUAAAGAAACUAUUUGCAAAGAGGAAGAUAACAAAUGUAUCUGAAAUGAGCUUAUCGGCUAACCAAGGAAGAGAAGAAAUGGAAAAGAAAAGAUUGGUGUGGAAAGUAGAAGGGUCAAAGGAGGAUAAAUCACCUACAACCCAAAGGGGUGCACCUAUUGAUCCUCAAAAAUUGGUUGUUGAGCUUGCCCCUAUGGAAAUUCGAACCUUCAUAGUCACUUUACAAGGUAAGACAAUACCCCGGAGAUUGGUGAGCUCGGAUCUUAUUCCACAAUAAUCUGCUUUGUGAAUCGGCCUAAGUAGAUUCAAUACAUGCAUUUUGAUGGUUGUAAUGUGUAUCUACAUUUGAUCUAGUAGUGGUUAUGACUAUUUAAAUAAAUAAAUUCAUCUUUUAGAGAUGUUAUCA
Lactuca sativa (garden lettuce) is the source of this 3585-nucleotide messenger RNA. Its product is annotated as putative alpha-mannosidase At5g13980. The record is from RefSeq and is a predicted model, not a curated record. Gene Ontology annotation, molecular function: alpha-mannosidase activity; carbohydrate binding. Gene Ontology annotation, biological process: mannose metabolic process. NCBI's taxonomy places the organism in Eukaryota, Viridiplantae, Streptophyta, Magnoliopsida, Asterales, Asteraceae.